UCGGGGUUGUACAUGGAGUAUCAGAAAGGUAGCUAAAUAAUUUUCUGUCACUACUCAUAUGGUGAGGAAAGCAAAGACUAUUAGAGAACAACAGGGAAUACUUGGUGAGCCGCAUGUGAACAAGGGAAAACCACUGUCAGCUGAAGUUAGAGAACGUGUCAUGAAGUUCUACCAGAUGGAUGAAUAUUCAAGGAUCUGCCCAGGGAAAAAGGAUUAUGUAUCUGUAAAGAUCAAUGACAAACGUGAACAAAUGCAGAAGAGACUAUUGUUGGUAAAUGUAAAGGAGCUAUAUACACAAUACAAAGCACAAUACCAGGAUAAAAUUGGCUUCUCUAAGUUUUGUGAACUUCGUCCAAAGUGGUGUCUGCCUGUGAACAGUGCCGGGAUGCACUCUGUGUGUGUAUGCCAGUCGCAUCAGAAUGCAAAACUAAUGGUAAAUGCCGUUCCAACACAGGAUGACUACAAGCACCUUUUGAAAGAAAUGGUGUGUAAUUUGGAGAGUAGGGAGUGCAUGCUUCAUCUGUGUGACUCUUGUCCUGGAAAGGAUGGACUUCAAAAUUAUUUGAUGACUGUCUUCACAAAUAAUGACAUGGACAUGGAUGACAUGAUCACAUACAUGCAGUGGGUUUACACAGACAGGACUACACUUGUUUCUUUGCAGCAACCUCUGCAAGAAUUCCUUCAGGCUGUUUGUCAGGCUUUUGAUCAACUUCGUCAUCAUCAUUUUGUAAUGAAAUCUCAGGCUUCCUAUCUGCGGAUGCUCAAAGAGGGACUGACGCCUAACAUUGCUGUCAUACUGCUUGACUUUGCCGAGAAUUACAGCUUCAUUGUGCAGGAUGCUGUACAGGGUCACCACUGGGACAAUAGCCAAGCUACAGUGCAUCCAUUUGCAGUUUAUUACAAGAAUGGUGACCAACUUAAGUGUGACAGUCUUGCAGUGAUCUCGGAUUGCCUGAAGCAUGACACAACUGCAGUGCACACCUUUAUUUCAAAGGUUUUGCCGAGACUGCAAGAGAGCAUUCCUGAUCUUAAGAAGGUCAUCUACUUCAGUGAUGGAGCAGCCUCACAAUACAAGAACUAUAAGAACCUUGUGAACUUAUCAUACCAUGAAAGUGACUUUGGAGUAAAGGCUGAAUGGCACUUUUUUGCUACGUCACAUGGUAAGAGUCCCUGUGAUGGUAUUGGUGGCACUGUAAAGCGCCUGGUUGCACGAGCCAGUCUUCAGGCCACAGAUAACAACCACAUUCUAACUCCUCACCAAAUGUAUGAAUGGGCAAACGGCAAUAUUGAGAAUGUGAAAUUCUUAUAUGUGAGCACUGAGGAUAUAAGACUUCAUGAGACAGAGCUUGAACUUGAGAAGAGGUACACAUCAGCCAAAACUGUGACUGGAACUCGGUCUCACCACAGUUAUAUUCCAAUUGAUAAUAGAAAGCUGGAGAUGCGAAGGAUCUCUGAAGAUGUGACUUUUUCCAUUGUGUCUGUGAGGAAUUCUGAUGAGACUGUGGAAACAAGUGCAACCCCUGGUCAUGAGAUCUCCGAGGAUUUCAGUUGCUAUCAGCCUGGGCAGUAUGUUGCUUGUGUGUACGACGCAAACUGGUACGUGGCCAACAUUAUUGAACGUUCAGAUGAACACAAUGAUGUCUACUGUCAUUUCAUGAAGCGCUCAAACAUGACUUUGUCUUGGCCUGCUGAAAACCGUCAGAAUCCACCAUGUUGGAUCCCAUUUCAAGACAUCAUAUGCCGCAUAAAUGCUCCAGAGAUUCAGGGUUGUAGUGCUCGGCAUUACAAACUUGUUCCAGCUGAUGUGGAAAGAAUUCAGAUGCUCCUUCCCAAUUUCACCCAUAAAGUUUAAACUUGAGUUAAAAUGUAAUCCACUGAUAUUUUCAGUUUGAUAUGGUGUUUUUGAGACCAUAGACUCACAGACUUAUACGGCACAUAUUCACUCCUCAAUACUCCACUCCACCCCCGGCCCUGGAUGCCUCCUCCUGCUGAAACCAGCACUGCAGGCCCUGCCCCAUCACUCCACUCUUCUGGCUCUGGACCCACACCUGAUCGCUGGAACAAGAAAGCCAGCCUGCCAUCCAGCUCAGCCAAACACAUCAGAGGACUGAGGUGCUCAAUGAUGGUCGCACAUUGAGAAGAUGGUGACAGUCCCAAGACGGCCUCAGCCCUGCACUACAUCUCUACCAGACACUUCCACUCCACACUUACACCCAUCUUUCAAUAACCUCAAUUUUGUCAUGAGUAUGUGGUUAAACAGUUAACAUACUUUCUGCGUGUGAAAAAGGUUUAUGGGUGAAUAAAAAAUUUGUUUUCUUGUGA
Molecule: messenger RNA, 2322 nt
Organism: Neoarius graeffei (lesser salmon catfish)
Lineage: Eukaryota; Metazoa; Chordata; Actinopteri; Siluriformes; Ariidae
Exons: 2
Coding region: 59-1852 (597 amino acids)
Source: RefSeq, a predicted model, not a curated record